CUUGCCCUCCAAUCUUUAGGUCUCAAAUUCAAUACGUUGCCUCCUCGCCCUACACCUCCCAAAACACAAAAAGCCCCCUAAGUCGAUGCGUUUCACCAAGGUCGGCAGGUAAACAAAAAUCCAUAAAGCUCCUCAAAAGGAGGAGAAUCCAUGAGAAAAUGCUUGCAUCAACAACAAUCAUCAACAGAGCUUCCAUUUUUCACCUCCCGCACGUUAGCUUCAUCAGCUAAUCGUUUUGCUUCUCGAUCGCUAUGUCCAGGUUUUUGACGAUUGGAAAUAUUAAAAAAGUGGCACGGUUGAUUUUCAGUAAACAGAAAAGUAGUAGUAAUCAAUUAUUGGAAGUAAAAAAGUAUGGGACAGUAGUUUCAGUUGGUUUGCAUUUACCGCAAUUUAGAUAUUACUCGCAAUAUAGCUUUCCGAGUAGAGGGUAUUCGUCUUUUGCAUUGUACAAUGUUAAAGAGCAGUUUGGACGGAGGUGUUUUACAAGUUGUUAUUCAUCUACGAGUGAUGUGGUGACACGCAAUGCCCAGCUUGCUUGGAAAAGGCUAUGCAGGAAAGGUUCUGCUAAUGGCUGGAGUUUUCCUCGGAUAAGUAGGAUAGCUCAAGCAGUUAGCUUGGCUUUGACACGGUCUCAUUUGGUGGUUCCCAGUGCUUUAGCAUUGACAUGUGGGCAGGUGGCAUGGGCACAAAGAACGUUGGUGGAAUCGGAUUUUUAUCCGAAUUCUUUGUAUAUGCGUGCACAAGAUGGGCAUGCUUAUGUCACGUUGUUAGUAUCUGCUGUUGUAGAUGCAUUUGUGUUGUUAGUGAGAGCUAUAUAUUUAGCAAUUUUGUUCUCGCCCAGCAUGAUGAUGGCUCCAUUUGCUGAUUCUUGUGGACCAGAGUUUAGGAAAAUAUGGCUUCAUGUUGUUCAUCGGACACUGGAGAAAGCAGGUCCAGCAUUUAUAAAAUGGGGUCAAUGGGCAGCUACCCGGCCAGAUCUAUUCCCUAGAGAUUUAUGCACCAAGCUUUCAGAGCUGCAUUCCAAAGCUCCUGAACAUAGUUUUGCCUACACGAAGAAAACUAUUGAAAGAGCAUUUGGUCGCAAGCUUUCUGAAAUCUUUGAGGAUUUUGAAGAAGUUCCUGUAGCAUCUGGAAGUAUUGCUCAAGUGCAUCGGGCCUCUCUGAGAUUUCGUUACCCUGGUAAAAAACAGACAAAGCCUACCAUAGUUGCUGUAAAGGUUAGACAUCCUGGUGUUGGUGAAUCAAUUAGAAGAGACUUUAUGAUAAUAAACUUGGUUGCAAAGAUAUCAACAUUUAUUCCAACUUUGAAUUGGCUGAGACUGGAUGAGAGCCUGCAACAGUUUGGUGUUUUCAUGAUGUCUCAAGUGGAUCUUGCAAGGGAAGCUGCGCAAUUAAGCCGCUUUAUAUAUAACUUCCGAAGGUGGAAAGAUGUUUCUUUUCCCAAGCCUGUGUAUCCACUUGUGCAUCCUGCUGUUUUGGUGGAAUCAUAUGAGCAAGGAGAAAGUGUCUCGCACUAUGUAGAUGACCUUGAAGGUCAUAAUCGAAUUAAAAGUGCCCUUGCUCACAUUGGAACUCAUGCACUUCUGAAAAUGCUUCUGGUGGACAACUUUAUACAUGCAGACAUGCAUCCUGGAAAUAUCCUUGUCCGGCUUUCUAAGAACAGUUCUUCUCGGAAACGGCUCUUUAAAUCAAAGCCUCAUGUCAUUUUCCUCGAUGUUGGCAUGACUGCUGAACUUUCUCAGGGUGAUCGCAUUAAUUUGAUCAAUUUUUUUAAAGCAGUAGCCACCCGGGAUGGCCGCACUGCAGCAGAAUCUGCACUAAGCUUGUCAAAGCGACAAAACUGCCCAAAUCCAAAGGCCUUUAUUGAAGAAGUGGAAGAGUCCUUCACUUUCUGGGGUACUCCUGAAGGUGAUCUAGUCCAUCCUGCAGAUUGCAUGCAACAAUUACUUGAGAAAGUCAGGCGUCAUAGAGUUAAUAUUGAUGGCAAUGUUUGCACUGUCAUGGUCACAACCUUGGUUCUUGAGGGCUGGCAACGGAAGCUAGAUCCAGGAUACAAUGUGAUGCAGACAUUACAAACACUGCUUCUUCGAGCUGACUGGGCUAAGUCUCUUUCCUAUACAAUUGAUGGGUUGAUGGGCCCAUAAGAAGGUUUUGUUUUUUUUCUUUUUACGUUACUGUUUCUGAAAAAACAAUUUUGACAGUCCGAGGACUCGGAAAUUAUACCGGUUUUUAAGAAAUAACAAAAUUCAGUUUUUGUCCCCCCCCCCCCCCCCUGAAAUCUCCUGCAUUUCCAUUUUUUCGGUGAAAUUUUACCCUUCUGUAUUCAUUGUGUGCUGAAUUUAACAUAUCAUUUCUCAAAACUCGCAAAAUGGUGAUGAGGAUGGGGCGGAGGAAUGUAAUAAAGUCUUGACAUUCUAUUGUA
Molecule: messenger RNA, 2422 nt
Organism: Populus trichocarpa (black cottonwood)
Lineage: Eukaryota; Viridiplantae; Streptophyta; Magnoliopsida; Malpighiales; Salicaceae
Exons: 5
Coding region: 252-2144 (630 amino acids)
Source: RefSeq, a predicted model, not a curated record